Molecule: messenger RNA, 7015 nt
Organism: Aptenodytes forsteri (emperor penguin)
Lineage: Eukaryota; Metazoa; Chordata; Aves; Sphenisciformes; Spheniscidae
Gene: PREX1
Product: phosphatidylinositol-3,4,5-trisphosphate dependent Rac exchange factor 1
Biological process (GO): intracellular signal transduction
Molecular function (GO): guanyl-nucleotide exchange factor activity; protein binding
Source: RefSeq, a predicted model, not a curated record
UUAUCUCUGCAGGCAUUUCUUCACCGGAUCCGCCAGAAUGCUGUGGACAAAGCUGAGAAGUACAUAACAGAGGAGAAUGUUAAGAUCUUAUUUUCUAACAUCGAAGACAUUCUUGGUGUUCACAAGGAGUUCCUGGCUGCCCUGGAAUUUUGUUUACAACCAGAACCUCAGUCUCAGCAUGAACUGGGAAAUGUUUUCUUAAAAUUUAAAGACAAAUUCUUUGUGUACGAGGAGUAUUGUAGCAACCACGAGAAAGCACUCAGACUGCUGAUGGAAUUGAACAAGAUCCCAACAGUGAGAACAUUCCUCCUGGGUUGCAUGCUUUUGGGAGGCAGAAAGACGACAGACAUUCCACUAGAGGGUUAUCUGCUGACUCCAAUUCAGAGAAUUUGCAAAUAUCCACUCCUGCUUAAGGAAUUGGCUAAGAGGACUCCCUCUAAGCAUCCUGAUCACCCAGCUGUCCAGAACGCAUUGCAGGCAAUGAAGACAGUCUGCACAAAUAUCAACGAGACCAAGAGACAGAUGGAGAAACUGGAAGCCCUUGAACAGUUGCAGUCCCACAUUGAAGGAUGGGAGGGGUCAAAUCUGACAGAUAUCUGCACACAGCUCUUACUCCAAGCUUUGUUAAACUCAGCAGAAAAUAUCCAGGAGAGAAUGUUCUUUCUAUUCGAUAAUCUACUGGUCUAUUGCAAGAGGAAAUCCAGAGUUACUGGGAAAAAAACAUCUAAACGGACAAAGUCAAUCAACGGGUCCCUGUAUAUCUUCAGGGGCCGAAUAAAUACAGAAGUCAUGGAGGUGGAGAAUGUGGAGGAUGGAACGGCAGAUUACCACAGCAACGGGUACACUGUGACAAAUGGCUGGAAGAUACACAACACAGCCAAAAAUAAAUGGUUUGUCUGUAUGGCCAAGACUGCAGAGGACAAACAGAAAUGGCUGGAUGCUAUAAUCAAGGAAAGGGAGCAGAGAGAGAGUUUGAAACUGGGAAUGGAGAGAGAUGCAUACGUCAUGAUUGCAGAGAAAGGAGAGAAGCUGUACCAAAUGAUGAUGAGCAAGAAAGUGAACCUUAUCAAAGACAGGAGGAGAAAAUUAAGUACUGUUCCCAAGUGCUUUCUUGGCAAUGAGUUUGUAUCAUGGCUCACAGAGAUUGGAGAGAUAAGCAAACCAGAGGAAGGGGUCAACCUGGGACAGGCACUAUUGGAAAAUGGAAUCAUUCAUCAUGUUUCAGAUAAGCACCAAUUUAAGAAUGAGCAGGUGAUGUACAGAUUUCGCUAUGAUGAUGGAACGUACAAGCCAAGAAGUGAAUUGGAAGACAUCAUGUCCAAGGGUGUGAGGCUCUACUGCCGACUACACUGCCUAUAUACUCCAGUGGUAAAAGACCGCGACUACCACCUAAAGACCUACAAAUCAGUAAUCCCUGCAAGUAAACUAGUGGAUUGGCUUAUUGCACAGGGAGACUGUCAGACUCGGGAGGAAGCUGUCGCACUGGGUGUUGGACUCUGCAAUAAUGGCUUCAUGCAUCAUGUCCUGGAGAAAAGUGAAUUUAAGGAUGAAUCCUUAUAUUUCCGCUUUUAUGCUGAUGAGGAGAUGGAAGGCACCAGUUCCAAGAGCAAACAAUUACGUAAUGACUUCAAGCUUGUGGAAAACAUCCUGGGAAAGAGUCUUCUGAUUUUACCAGAAGAGGAUGACUAUGGAUUUGACAUGGAAGAAAAGAACAAAGCAAUCGUGGUGAAGUCAGUUCGACGAGGGUCUUCUGCAGAGAUGGCUGGCCUACAGACGGGAAGAAAAAUCUAUUCCAUCAAUGAGGACUUAAUAUUCCUACGCCCGUUUUCAGAAGUGGAAACCAUCUUAAACCAGUCCUUCUGCUCACGAAGGCCACUUAGGCUUCUGGUAGCUACCAAAUCAAAAGAGAUUAUUAAAAUCCCAGAUUGUCCUGAAGCACUUUGCUUUCAGAUACGGGGAGCAGCACCACCAUAUGUUCAUGCAGUAGGAAGAGGUUCUGAGGCUGCAGCUGUGGGCCUUCAUCCAGGGCAGUGUAUUUUGAAAGUUAAUGGGAAUAAUGCAACACAUGGAAAUUAUAUGGAAGUUCUGGAGCACUUUACAGCCUACAGGACCAGACAACAGGAAGCACUGGGAUUGUACCAGUGGGUCUACAGAACACAUGAAGAUGCUGAGGAGGACAGAGUUCAGCAAGCAGCGUCCACUGCAUAUCUGAAUGGCAGUCAUCCUGGCUCCAGCAAAGAAGACUCUUCACUGGAAGGAGGUGCAGAAUUGGAUCCCCUUCAAAAUAGCCAACAGGAAUCAGCCCAGAAACCACCACAGACCAUCAGCUCUCCACUGAUCAUUGGUGAAGAAACACCUCUCAUUAGCCUGACUGUGGAUAACACCCACCUGGAGCAUGGUGUGGUGUACGAAUAUGUCAGCAGCGCAGGAAUCAAAUCCUUUGUCCUGGAGAAAAUUGUGGAACCAAAAGGUUGCUUCAAUCUCACUGCAAAGAUUUUAGAGGCCUUUGCUACAGAGGACAAUCACUUCAUAAGGAAUUGCAAAAGACUCAUAUCCCUAAGCAGUGCUGUGGCCACCAUGCCCCAGUAUGAAUUCCGGCAAAUCUGUGACACUAAGCUGGAAAGCAUUAGCAGAAGGCUCACAAACUACCAAGAGUUUGCAGAUGAAUUGAAAACAAAGGUGAGUCCAGCCUUCAAACAAGCCAUCAUGGAACCACAUUCCCUCAACAGCAUGGAUUUCUGCCCCACCAACUGCCAUGUUAACCUCAUGGAGGUAUCAUACCCCAAAAACACUACCUCAGCAGGGAGGUCGUUCAGCAUUCGCAUUGGACGGAAGCCUUCUAUUAUUGGUCUUGAUCCAGAACAAGUAGGUACCUUAAAUCCAGUCUCAUAUACUCAACAUUGCAUCACCACUAUGGCUGCACCAUCCUGGAGAUGUCUGACCCCAGAAGAUGGAGAUCUUGAUGGUAGCUUUGGCCAGCAGAAUGGAGGAACAAUUCAGGAAGAAAGGGGACUCAGUUUUCUGCUGAAACAGGAAGAUCGGGAGAUACAGGACUCAUACUUGCACCUUUUUAACAAACUUGACAUUGCAGUGAAGGAAAUGAAGCAGUAUGUCAUUCAGAUAAAUAAACUUUUGUCCACCAUAACAGAACCUACAGAAGGUGGUGCCUGUGAGCCACCAUCUACUGAGGAGACAUCUCCACCUUCCCUGGGAACAGAGGAGAGUGAUCCUGACAAAGCUGAGCAUGGUGGAAUCAAGAAGGUCUGUUUCAAAGUUUCUGAGGAGGACCAGGAAGACUCUGGGCAUGACACAAUGAGUUUCAGAGACUCGUACAGUGAAUGUAACAGUAACCGGGACUCAGUGUUGUCGUACACCAGUGUACGGAGUAAUAGCUCUUACUUGGGCAGUGAUGAGAUGGGAUCAGGAGAUGAGCUUCCCAAUGAUAUGAGGAUUCCUUUAGACAAGCAAGACAAACUUCAUGGCUGUCUGGAACAUCUUUUUAACCAGGUUGAUGCAAUCAAUGCACUUCUAAAAGGACCAGUAAUAACUAAGGCCUUUGAAGAAACCAAGCACUUUCCAAUGGACCACAGUUUGCAAGAAUUUAAACAGAAGGAAGAAACCACAGUUAGGUGCCGGAAUAAUAUUCAAGCCAGCGUUCAAGAAGAUCCAUGGAACCUUCCAUUGCGCAUCAAGAACCUUGUUGAAAUCAUACAAAAACAUGUGGAAGAUGGGAAGAAUCAGCUGCUUUUGGCCUUGUUAAAAUGCACAGAUACUGAGCUACAGCUGAGACGUGAUUCCAUCUUCUGUCAGUCCCUUGUGGCUGCUAUUUGCACCUUUUCAGAGCAGUUACUGGCUGCUCUCAACUAUCGAUACAACAACAAUGGGGAAUACGAAGAGAGCAGCAGAGACGCCAGCAGAAAAUGGCUGGAACAGAUAGCAGCCACUGGUGUUUUGCUAAACUACCAGUCUCUUCUCUCCCCCAGUGUGAAGGAGGAGCGUACCAUGCUGGAAGACAUCCAGGUCACUCUGACUGAACUGGACAAAGUUGCCUUCUAUUUCAAGCAGCUGGAUGAAAGUCUUGUAGCAAAUACUCAUGUCUUCUACCACAUUGAAGGAAGUCGUCAGGCCUUGAAGGUUAUCUUUUAUCUUGACAGCUACUACUUCUCCAAACUGCCUUCUCGGUUUCAGAACGGGGGAAGCUUGAAACUGCACACGGUGCUCUUUACAAAAGCUCUGGAGAGUAUGGAGGGGCAAUCACAACCAGCUGGCUCACCUCUAGAAGAACUUCCACAGCAAAUUAAUGGUAUUUCACUUGAAAAAGUGCAGCAAUACUACCGUAAGCUCAGGACAUUUUACCUAGAGAGAUCAAACUUGCCCACUGAUUCCAAUACUACUGCAGUGAAGAUUGACCAGCUUAUUCGCCCCAUUAAUGCAAUGGAUGAGCUUUGCAGGCUGAUGAAGUCUUUCAUUAAUACAAAACCAACCCAGUCAGGAUAUUCUAGCAGUAACACAUCAGGAGCUGGCCUGCUACCCAUAUCCUCUGAGCUCUGUUAUCGACUUGGAGCCUGUCAGAUUACUAUGUGCGGCACUGGGAUGCAGAGAAGUACAUUGAGUGUGUCCCUGGAGCAAGCAGCCAUACUGGCUCGAAGUCAUGGACUUUUGCCCAAGUGUAUCAUGCAAGCUACAGACAUCAUGCGAAAGCAAGGACCAAGGGUUGAAAUCUCUGCCAAGAAUCUGAAAGUGAUGGACCAAAUGCCACAGUGUGCACCUCGACUCUAUAGGUUGUGCCAGCCACCUACAGAUGGGGAUUUGUAGAAGUGAGAGAGGUACCUACAUUGCAGCAUUGUUAAAGCAUUCAGCUAUGAGCAGCCCUGUCUGAGGACCGAUGCUAACUGAAACUGAUGGCGCUGAAUCAAGAGAGGAAGAGAUAUAGCUCUGGUUGAGUAGGAGAUGAACCUGCUGGACCCAGGCACCAAGAAUCUGCCUUCGAACUCCUGCAGCACGUGCAGGGAUUCCUGUAUUUCUUUGACUUCUUGAAGAAAUUCUUGAAACAAACACCAUAGAGCUAAGAUGGAUGUUACUGCCAUUUGCUAGAUGCCUGGAAAAGUGACAAUUAUAUUUCAAGAAAGCGCAGUUUUACUGGUGACUCGUUUGUGCUGCCACCUAAAAGUUGUGGACUUCAAGAUACGGAUUGGUUAAGAAAAUCUAGAACGACGCAUAUCUCUCUCCCUGUACUGCAUCUGGCAUCCAUUUAAUUGCCAGCAUAGUUUUGGUCAGCGUCCUUGAGCAGUAGCUUCAUAAACACCACUUUUUCAUGAACUGACCUGCACUUUUGAACAACGAAUAGCACAAUCUAUGGUUUAUUCAAACAUGAACAUAACAAAUUUCUUCUGGAGUAAUUUUCCACUUCAGCCCAGUGAGAACCAAUCUCUCUAUGCUGCAGAGUAUACAUUCCAUAAUACUUCUUAACAUUACUUCAUUUUACUUACUGUAGCUUUCAGGUUUUUGAUUAACUCUUUUUACUAAUGCCCUAUUAUGUACUCUGGAAAUACAGUACUAUUUAAGAGAAGAGAUUGGGAGUGAAGGAUUUUAAAGGAAACUUUACAAAGGAAAAAUACGGUCUUAUAAUCUGAUUAUUUGAACAGAUGUAGUUUUUAAAACAGGUCAGAAGAACUAUACUUAUUUAUGUGGAGUGGAAUAUGUGUUUUCGAUCAUGUUAUUAUAUAUACAAGAUUUUAAAAAAAAAUAUAUUGUUUAAAAUGGGACCAAUAUGCUGGCAAUUACACAGCUACUCCCAGUUUACUGAAAAAAAAAAUCUACAUUAUUUAAAAUCUUUCAAUAUUUAAGUAGCCUUUAAUACAGUUAUUAAGAUGUAUUAGGGAUGCUUUUAAGUUAAAAGAAAAAGGAAUCAUGUAUAUAAUGUACUUUAUUUUUUCUUGUUUGAAAAAUUGUUCUCCAUUCUGUCAGUAUUAUCCUAAGCGCAGUAAUUUUUUCCAAAUUACUGGCUGAAACUAAUUGAAACAUGUCAGCAGUCUCAGGACAAAAAUAAUGUUCUUUUGGAGUGAGUGCCUUAAUAUGACCACCCGUCCCUAACGAAUUUCAAUUGUAGCAGGUGUCAGCAGAAGAGUUUAUAGAAAACUUACCAUUCCUCUGUUUCUCCACAGCCUCGUUUAAAACAGUUCAUAGUCAGGAGAUCCAGAAGCGCUUUGCAGUGAUGUAUAUUCUAGAAAAUAAAGGUUUGGGGUUUUUAUUUGUGACGUUGUUUGGUUUUUAGCUGGCUUAAUUUCAUUUUAUUAACAUCCAAACCAACUCAAAAACUAAAAUUAGACUUCUUCCAUUUGGAUAUGAAGGUCUCUUAAAUUUUUUUAAUCUACACUUCAACAGAAAAUGGCUUAUGACAAGUUUGGGGAUGCAGAUUGUUCUGAACCUUGUUUCUUAAUUUUUUGAUUUUUUUUUUUUUCUUCACACUCAGACUGAGAUGAUUUUGGGGAAGGAACGUGUUUUGUUUAAUCUCUUACAUCUGUUUCCUCUGACCUACAGCAACCUGUUGCAGGGAACUAGGACAACCCGUCAAUCGCCAGCUGUCAGAUACAGGGGGUUGUUACCGAGUAUCCAUUUUGUACUGCAGCCAGAUGAGCAGAUCAUUACUUCAAUGCACUUUUUGUUAAUUUUGGAAGAGUUACUCUUGCCAUUUGCUGUUUGAAGAAGAAAUGGAUGUUUCUUUACUGAAUCCUCAACUGAAAAUGUACUUAGUAUUAUAAGAACUGUAGGAACACCCAGAAAUAAAAAGAACACAUAGGCCAAGAUCCUUGCCUUGUCUACAUCAGCUCUGUUCAGCGGAACUGCAGCAAUUUACACAGCCUGGUGAGGAUCCUGGCCCACACUUACGCAGUCACUGUAAACGUUAAAGAUGCAUAGAAGAGUAUCUAAGGGCAUUUACACUGUGCACUGUUUUACAUUGAAAUGUAUAUGUUAUUCUCAUUGAAAACGUGAUAGAAGUUUUUAUUAUUAAAAG